UCAUCAUAACAUACAAAAAACACACACACUCUUCUCUCUCCAUAUCAACAAAAUGCGAACCGUCGUCGUUUUGCCUGCCGCCGUGCUCCUCCUCCUCACCACCGCCUCAUGCUUCCACGACGGGAUGUUGCCGAACGGUGACUUCGAGCUUGGACCGAAGCCAUCCGACAUGAAGGGAACGCAAGUGAUAAACAGGUCGGCAAUACCGAACUGGGAACUCUCGGGUUUCGUGGAAUACAUCAAAUCGGGACAGAAGCAAGGGGACAUGCUCCUCGUCGUCCCGGCCGGGAAGUUCGCCAUCCGGCUCGGCAACGAGGCCUCGAUCAAGCAGCGGCUUAGGCUCAUAAAGGGAAUGUACUAUUCCCUCACGUUCAGCGCCGCCCGCACGUGCGCUCAGGACGAGCGGCUCAACAUAUCGGCCGCACCCGACUGGGGAGUUAUUCCGAUACAGACGGUGUACAGUAGCUACGGGUGGGAUCUCUACGCGUGGGCGUUUCAGGCCGAGACCGAGGUCGUCGAGGUCGUGAUCCAUAAUCCCGGUGUCGAGGAGGAUCCUGCUUGUGGACCUCUCAUUGAUGCCGUGGCUAUGAGGGCUCUUUAUCCACCUAGACCUACUAAUAAGAACGUUUUAAAGAACGGAGGAUUCGAAGAAGGGCCAUUGGUGCUACCGAACUCGACAACGGGAGUUUUGAUCCCACCGUUCAUAGAAGACGACCACUCUCCAUUACCCGGUUGGAUGGUCGAAUCACUCAAAGCCGUCAAGUACAUCGACAUCGAGCACUUCUCGGUCCCACAGGGCCGCCGAGCCAUCGAGCUGGUGGCUGGCAAGGAGAGCGCCAUAGCUCAAGUGGCUCCGGCCAUAGCCGGCAAGACCUACGUCCUCUCUUUUGCGGUCGGAGACGCCAGUAACGCGUGCAAAGGCUCGAUGAUCGUGGAGGCGUUCGCCGGCCGGGACACGCUCAAGGUCCCGUACGAGUCCCGUGGGACUGGAGGGUUCAAACGGGCGGCCAUGCGGUUCGUCGCGACGUCGAACCGGACGAGGGUGAUGUUCUACAGCACGUUCUACGCCAUGAGGAGCGAUGAUUUCUCGUCGCUCUGUGGACCCGUCAUCGACGACGUGAAGCUCUUGAGCGUUCGUAAGCCGUAGGAUUUCGAUCCGACGUCUGAGAUUUGUUUUGUGUUCGAUGGGUUUGGGUAUACCGUAUCACAGGAGAGUGACACAAGUGAAGUAAUGGGCUGUG
Messenger RNA from Tarenaya hassleriana, 1241 nucleotides. RefSeq lists its product as uncharacterized. The transcript is spliced from 3 exons. NCBI's taxonomy places the organism in Eukaryota, Viridiplantae, Streptophyta, Magnoliopsida, Brassicales, Cleomaceae. The record is from RefSeq and is a predicted model, not a curated record. Gene Ontology annotation, cellular component: plant-type cell wall. The coding region runs from base 53 to 1147 and encodes 364 amino acids.